This is a messenger RNA of Tuber melanosporum (Perigord truffle), 4449 nucleotides long. RefSeq lists its product as uncharacterized. The transcript is spliced from 3 exons. NCBI's taxonomy places the organism in Eukaryota, Fungi, Ascomycota, Pezizomycetes, Pezizales, Tuberaceae. Gene Ontology annotation, cellular component: trans-Golgi network; recycling endosome; early endosome. Gene Ontology annotation, molecular function: protein binding. Gene Ontology annotation, biological process: retrograde transport, endosome to Golgi; endosome organization; receptor recycling. The coding region runs from base 1070 to 4138 and encodes 1022 amino acids. The record is from RefSeq and is a predicted model, not a curated record.
CUGAACACUCUUCCCCUUCUCAGCACUGCUUGGAGAUUUUAUUUCCGCAGCGCGAAGCGGGGAAUACGGCUCGGACUGUGUGUGUGAAGAGAGUGAGUGAGUGAGUGAGAACGAUAGAGGAUGGCUGAUGAUGGGGUUUCUCCUACGACAAACAGCUCUGGCGGUCGAGUGGCUCCGAUAAACGCUCGACCGCAGCUCACUAUUCCCACGGGCGCGACUUUCCUACGUGUGAUUCACGACUUUAGCGCUCGUUCUCCAGAUGAACUUACACUACGCAAGGGGGAGUAUGUAGAGCUGCUGGAAAAGGACGGUAGGAAUUGACGGCUCCUCCGCGUCUCUUGUACAUAAAACUCUUUCAGCGCUGACCAUUGCAACAAAGACGAAUUCGGUGACGGAUGGUAUAUGGUGAGUUUCAUCAUCGUUUAUUUCGUUUUAACCAUCCCCCCCCUUAAUGUUUGGUGUUUGGAAAGUAUUAUUAUUAUUACUUUGUUACUACAUGUUCUUCUGUAUCCUAUGCCUGUCGCCGCUGCUGCCAUGGCACUUGUUCCUCACCGUGCUUUUUCAUUCUGCUUCCCUUCAAACAGAAAGCAAAGGAGGAAGAGGGGAGGAAGAGGUGGGAAAGGAAAAGAUUAACGGAGGAGAGAGGGUGGGAAAAAAGCAAAGAAUAUAUAUUUCACUGUGGCUAGCACUGCGUGUACAUCUACAUGUAUGUGCGUUGCGCCGCUUCGGCACUGUGUUGGACAUUCUGUUGGCCUUUUCUUGUCCCUUCCCCCAUUGCAGAAGCGGCCAGCAGUGACAACACGCAUUUUCACAUUCUAUUCAUUCUCGCGGGCCGGGUCUUGAGUCUCAAGAGAGCAAUUCGCUAAUCCUAUGAGCCAUUACGCAGGGACGCUCUCUCACCGGCGCAGUUGGCCUUUUCCCCCAGGGUGAGUUUUCUUUUUUUCCUCUUCUUCCCAUUCUACAUACACCAACCCCCCGCCCCGCCCCCCACUGGCACUUCAUAUUUCUCUCUCUACAUGAUCGGACUUCCGCUCCUCUGCGCAGAAGAAAUUCACGAGGUUUUUGUGACAUGUCGUUUGGGCUUGGGGCAUAUUUACCUUUCAAGAAACAAUGGCUAAGCAGCAAUACCCCUUGGGUUCGAAAAGUCUACACAAGUCCAGAAGUCGUCAGCACCGUGAUUGAGUCGCCUGCGGUGUUUACGCCCUCAACACCUGCUCCCUUGCCCAAUAUGGGUACGCAACCUGCAACGACGGUGGACCCGCCCGUGACAGCGACUGCUCCCGUUGUUCCUCCAACCAAGACAGGAACCCCGGGACCGGAUCCAUCUCAAGCAUCGCCUGUCAAUUCUCAUAUAUCAUCCUCACAUUCAACAAUUGAGGAAACAGAUGAUCACGACCCUAUGCCACCACUUGCUGUUGAUAAGGUCUCAUCACCUACGGCAACACCCAAAAUUGCCUCUCCAAAUGCCAUGGCUCAGGUAAAGGGUGACAGAUCAAGCGCGAAUUAUCCACCGGGUAUGCGUAGUCUUGUGGUUGAGGAUACUCUAAGCGACAUCGAUGAAGCUAUAACCGAGAUUUCCAAUUCUAGAGAAAGUAGAACGAGCCGAGUGAUGAAAGAUCACAAUCGACGUCACAGCAGUGUGUCCACCACUCGGCCGUCAUUCACACCUCUAGAGCAAGUUGUUCAGGAUUCCUCCUCGGAAUAUUCAAAGCAUGAUAACGUGUCCGGUUCUGAAAUUGAGGAUGAUGACCUAGAAGGUGCUAAUUUACCGAAUAACGGUGAAGUGUUUUAUACAGAAGAACAGAUCAAGGCUUGGACGCCCGCGGAGGUUGCUAAAUACCUGGAAAGCCGCAAACUUCCCCUCGUUUCUUGUCAAAAGUUCGAGGAACAGGAGGUCAGCGGGUCAAUUUUAUUGCAACUGGAGAUGUCGCAUCUCAGGGAAUUAGAUCUUGGGAGUUUUGGAAAGAGGUUUGAGGUUUGGAAGGAGAUUGAGAACUUGGUGAAGAGGUCUAAGAGGUCGCCUCCAAAGACAAAACCGAGAAGCGGAAGUGAUGCACGGUUAUCCGCGGUGGGUAUAUCUCAGACAAGCCCUCGUCAAAGAAGCAGCACAAUUGGAGGGGGGCCGGUGCUACCGAUGAUUCCUAGUCAUCAUAACCGGCCAGUCUCAAAACAGCAUCAUAUCAAUACUCACGAAGCGAAUAUGCUAGACCCGAGAAAUCAUGGUUACGCGCCCCUCCAUACCCCAAUGACAGCAACCACCAUAGCUUCCAGCACGGGCGCCAGUACCCCGCCCGGUAUCUUCGAGGCACCCCGCUCACCGCCUGUUUCGCCUCGACGAUCGGAUACUGCCUCGCACCACCGUCGCACUGUUUCGGGGAGGCGACUUUCUGCGCACGAACUUUCACCAACAGCUUUAAACGUUGCUUUAUCGGCUUCAGCGGCAAUUCUUACGGCCGGGAUGGACGGGAGAGGGCACCAACGAAUUUCAUCUUUUGAUCGGAAUUGGUCGAGCUCUGCAUUGACUCAUAUUCAACCUUCUACGGGGGAAGAGACCGGGGAAUUUGGGCACAGGACAAGUGCAAGUGUUGGAACGGGGGAUACAGGUUUUACAGGUGAUAGUGGGUUCUCGGGAUCGCAACCCCAAACUCCAAAAGUGGCGGAGCAUAGCUACUUUUCUAGUGGAGAAUCAACCCCUAGAGAACGCAAGGUAUUGCAAAAGAAGAAUGGGGCUCAUGCUAGACAGUCUAGGAUCGGCAGUGCGGAAUCUCCCGGAAAGCCCUCACCCUUAUGCACAGCGGCCCAGGCCUAUCACAUUCGUGGCAACAGCAAGGAAAAACAAAAUAAACGGAAAAGUGCUUCCUUUAGUGGGCCUCCGGAGGGGUUUCCCUAUGUUUCGCCAGGUCUCUCCCCGUCCCUGUCAGGAAAGGUACCCCCCCGUUCGACAACAGAUGACCCUAUCAUUACGAACACGAAUGUUCCUACCCCUGUUGUUCCUACUCGUUCUGUAUCGGAAACCCUCAAGAAAGUGGAUUCCGGAUUGGGUUCCGGCGAUGGGUCUACCCCUUCGCUCACCGCAACCCUCGAGUCGGAUACGGUGUCGGGGCCCCCGGAGAGACCUCCAAAGGCAGACCGAACUCAAUCAGCUUCGGGCCGCCGUAUCCGUGGUGUUUCCUCCGGGACGGCACUUCGCCAGAAAUCGAAGAAGCACCACACAAGCGCGUGGGAGAAAGGACUACGUGAGAUUACGCCGCAGGAAGCUGCCGAAACAGCUGAUUUCAGUGGAUGGAUGAAGAAACGUGGCUCAAGUGGGCUUGGUGUUUGGAAACCUCGGUUUUUCGUGCUUCAGGGUCGGCGGUUGGCAUAUUUUUAUGCAGACACCGAUACGAAGGAGCGUGGAUUGAUUGACAUCACAUCCCACAGGGUCCUCUCGGCUACGGACGACAGACUUGUUAGCCUGCACGCUCAAUUUGCCGCCUCACCAACGUCACCGAAACCUCCGCCGCCAGAUAAGAAGGAAAAGGGCGCCGACAAAGAUAAGGGCAAAGAGAAGGAAGAGAAGGAGAGGGGCUGGUUCACAUUCAAACUUGUCCCCCCGGCUCCCGGUGCAUCCAAGGGUGUGACAUUUACGCCCCCAAGGCUACACUACUUCGCCACCGACACUAGAGAAGAAGGCAAGAAAUGGAUGGGUGCAAUAAUGAAAGCCACGAUUGAUCGUGACGAGUCAAAGCCCAUUGUCAGCAGUUACAACGCAAAGACUAUAUCCCUUGCCAAAGCCCGCCAACUCAAAUCCCGGCCACCAGAUUUGGCAAUAAGGGGUGAUGGUAGCGGCAUGGACUUCGGCCUCGAUCAUGAUAAUCGUCCCGAAAGUUCAACUUCUGGCCUUGCCAUCACGGGAAUAGAAUUCGGUGAUGGGGGCGAGGAGGCUGAUGUUGAGGAUGGCCGUGACGGGAGCGUGGAAACUGCGGGGAAUGGUGAGGCGGAGAGCAGCCAUGGCGGUGGAGAUGAGAGGGAGAGGGAGGAGAGUUUGAAGGAUGGGCCGGAGGGUGGCAAGGCUGAAGUGCCUGUGGAGGCGGAGGCGGAGGAGAGGGAACGGAAGGAACUGUUGAGUUUGGUGGGGGACAUUGGGAUUAUUACUUAGUAGAGUAUAGUUUAUGGGUAGGAAGGGAGGGAGGAUGGGAGGGAUAUUCUGUGCAUCCUUUACAGCGUCUUUGUUGUGUCAUUUCCUCUCUGUUUUGCCCCCUGUGCCCUCUUACUUUCUGUCGAUACCAACUACUCUGGUUUACGCUAUCACACCUUGAGCAUAAUUAUUUAUUUUCUUCUAUUCGCCUCUUAGGUUCUCACUAUUAUUCUUUAAUUACCCUCUUCUUCCCUAUCUUUUUUUUCCUUUCUAUUACCUUUCCCCUUCAUAUGUCUAUUCUCGGAACACAUACAAUGUAGGCAUUCAACCCU